Molecule: messenger RNA, 711 nt
Organism: Funneliformis caledonium
Lineage: Eukaryota; Fungi; Glomeromycota; Glomeromycetes; Glomerales; Glomeraceae
Source: the annotation of a GenBank genome assembly
AUGCAGCAUCCUUCGCAACAACCUGUUUAUCCUGGAUAUCCUACCCAUUCUCAAGGUGCUCCGGGAAUGCCGUCGGGCCUUCCACCUGCACCAUAUCCUGGCUACGUAUCUUCUUCUGCACCGUUUGCCCAUCAACUUCCUGGAUAUAUUUCAACGCAAGGUACAAGUUCUACUUCACAACAAUCAUCUCAAGCUCGUCCACCUAUUCCACAACAAAUUCAUAGACCUAACCAGCCUUCAGGUAUGUCAGGAUCUUCUGCGCCAGUUCCACCUUUACCGCUAGCGAUGGGAUCAUCUCCGCCGGCACCUCCAACACCUCCUAUACCUCCAGUUCCUUCAUCUAAAAUUGGUCGAACUAUCGAAGAUGAAACCGAAUUAUCCUAUAUGACUAAACGACAGAAAAUGGAAAAUCUUAUUUCGAUUGGAAGUCUUUUAUCCGGUCCUAUUAAUGUACAAAUUCAUUGUCCAACGAUUCCUGAAAAACCUGAAUGGAAUUGUCAAGGUCAAACCAUCGUUUUAGACAAUUUACCACUAAACACAUUCGUAUCUACAGUAAAGGACAAGAUCGCUGCACGAUUAAAUUUCCCUGCAGGCAGACAAAAACUUAUGAUUGGAGGCGCAGUAAUGAAAAAUCAGCUUUCGUUAGCUUAUUAUAAUAUGGAAGAUGGAGUUAUUAUUGGAUUAGCUAUUAAAGAUCGUGGAAAGAAAUGA